Pieris macdunnoughi is the source of this 1581-nucleotide messenger RNA. Lineage: Eukaryota; Metazoa; Arthropoda; Insecta; Lepidoptera; Pieridae. The record is from the annotation of a GenBank genome assembly.
AUGAUAUCAAAGAAGUGUGUUAUUUACUUUGCUAAAACCUCGUCAAGACUAGUAACAUCAAAUAUCGAUAAAAGAAAUUACUCUCAAAGUAAUGAUGUUCCAUUUCUAAAAUUUUACAAAAAUCUAAUGGGUGAAUCGUUUCCUGAAAAAAAACUAGAAGAGUUGAAGAAAACUGAGCCAAAUCUGUCAAAAAUCACUUCGGAUUCUUUAAAAACCUCCCUAGGUGUAUUAAAAAAAUUUGAUAUCACACCAGAAGAGGCAUGUCACAACCCUCACUUGCUAUGCAUAAACAUAAUAUCUCUGGACAAUUAUGGAGAGAUACUUAAAGAAUGUGGGUUUAUUAAAAUUUUACCUAUACAUUUAAUAAGAUACAAUACCACAGUGAAGUCUCGUACAAUAUCACAUUUGAAAAAGGAUGGUCUUAUUAGAGAGGCAGCUAAUCUUGAGGAGACGCUCUUGGAUAUAUUUCAGGAAUGGCCUAUAAAUGAGAAGUCAUUGAAAAAGUUCUCGGAUUCUACUACAAAUAUAUUAACAAUAAGAAUGAGUGUAUUGGAACGUUAUCUGCAAUGGCGGCUCUCAAUAACAUCCGACGAUUUCGCCAAAUAUUGCAAACACUACUUACCCUUGAAACACAGACCGAUGAAUGACAUUCGCCAAUCAUUGGAAUUGGCCGAGAAUGUUAUAAAACUAGAUAGGAAUUGUAUUAUAAGGAAUGGCUGUAUCAUAUCAUCAGAUCCUGUUAAUACGAAAUUAAUUCUGGAUAAUGUUGAGUCAUUGGCCGGUAUCGAUAUAAAGGAAGCGAUAAAAAUGGUACCGGCGCUUUUGAAAAAUAAUUAUAAAGCGUUAUUGGAAAUCAAGGAUUUGUUAAAGGAAUAUCAAAUAUCUGAAGACGCCCAAAGGCGAUGUUUGCGUGUGUAUUGUAUGAACCCGGAUUCAGUAAGAGAAAGACUAGAAGAUCUUGGAGGAAUGAAGGAAUACAAAAUACUAUCGUCUAAUCCUAGGAUAUUGUAUAUGGUAGUACACCAAAGGAAAGUUUUGAAUCGUCUAUUGAAAAUCCAAUCAGCGAAGAAACAGUGUUUUAGUCUCAACAGUCUUAUUUCGUCGCGGAAUAUAUUUAAUUCAUACAUGACCAGCUUUGGAAGCAAAGUUUGUAGUAGAGACAUCGCGAUAUUGAUUCUGACAACUCUGAAUGGAACAAAUCAGAAAUUGCUAAUAAAUGACUUAAGAAGACACAAAUAUUGGCUCCAUACAGCUUUAAAUGUCAUAUAUGAAAAUAUAUGUAUGUUGAAACGUGAUUUCAAUGAUAAAGUUAUUUUGGAAAAUUGCCAUUUACUAUUGUAUCCUGGAUCCGAAAUAGCGAAACACAUUGACAGCUUUCAAAAAAUGCGAAAAGGACAAACAGAAAAGACCACAGAUAAUUAUAAUAAUUUAAAUUAUACAACACUUUCCGACAGUCAAGUGUUAAGUCUAGUUUUAUAUGAAAUUGAAAGAAACUACCAUUUCAGCGGUGAUGGUAUAUGGACGAACCAGGACGGACAGAGGGAGCAAAGUCUUAAUAAGAAAAUCCAAAUACAUAAAUAA